CCCAUCCGUCGGAAGUACGUUCCCGUCCUGCGUCUCCCUACAGUCUCAACUAGCCUGCAAGCCUGCACUGUCGGCCUCUUUUUCACGCCUUUGCUCGGCUUGUCAAGCAGAAGUAUGGGCUCAGUGGAUCGGAGACUGGCCUUGGAUUAUUCUGCCGUUCCAACCUACCAGAAUGAUGCGGGAUUCAGUUGUUCUCUUGUUUUAUAAAAACCAACCUCGGGAAUGAGCACUUCUGCUUCCUCGCUCGUGUUUUAUUCGCCAGGGCUGAGCGUAUAUGGGACAGUAGCGAGUCUAACAGCUUUAACAGCCUUCUUUUGUAGACAAAAGAAGGCUGCGAAGUAAUAUUCACAAAUAAAAGAGGUCGUGGUCUCCAAUCUAUGGAGAAAGUGGGCAAGAUGUGGGGUAACCUCAGGAGUAGAUGCCAAGCCCUCUUCCACAAGGAUGGCACAGAGUCCAGUCUGUGUAGCCAGGACUUAGAUUGCGUUCACUGUGUGGUGGACAUGGGCAGAGGAGCACAUGCAGAACCUUAUGAAACUAGGUCUUCCACACCAUCACGGACCUUGUCACCACUCCCACUGGUUGCUGGAGGACGCAGAGGCCAUAACUGUGUGGCAGAUAUUCCCCAGAUAGUAGAAAUCUCCAUUGACAAAGAGAGCGAAGAUGCACGGAGGGGCCCCCUUGUGCGUAGGGACUCCUACUCACGUCAUGCUCCCUGGGGAGGUAAAAAGAAACAUUCUUGCUCAACUAAAACGCAAAGUUCACUUGAGACUGACAGGCGAACGGGACGCUCAAGAGGAAGUACAGCCAGGAGGGAGCGUCGUUAUGGAGUUAGCUCCAUCCAAGAGAUUAAUGAUUCUGUAGGAGCUGGCAGCAGUGGGCGCAGCCUUAGCACCCGUUCUCUGCGGCAGCGACUUCGAGACAGCGUAGGCUUGUGCCUUCCUCUCACCACGCACCACCGCUCUCAGCCAGCUAAAGGUCAGGUGUCCUCCAAACGUAAGAUCCACCUGACGGAACUGAUGCUUGAAACAUGCCCUUUCCCGCCUGGUUCGGAUCUGGCCAACAAGUGGCACUUAAUUAAGCAACAUACGGCACCAGUCAGCCCUCAUUCCUCAACUGCUCUUUUGGAUGCAUUUGAUUCAGCACAUUCUUCCCCCGAGGAUGAGGAGGAGAGGCUGCGUGAACGACGUAGACUUAGCAUAGAGGAAGGAGUGGAUCCCCCUCCAAAUGCGCAGAUCCAUACGCUGGAGGCAACUUCACAGAGCUCUUCCCUCUAUAAACUGGGACCAAAGAUGGCUCCUGGUGUUGGGGAAGGACUUGUGGAGAGCAGGAGCCUGGGAACAGUCUCCUCUAUUUCUGGGGGGUUAUCUGGGAUUGCUGCACAGGUUGCAGCGAGUAUGGCAGUGCCAUCCCACACUGUUGACUGUGACUCUGAGGAGGACUCAACUACCCUUUGCUUACAGACACGAAGGCCCAAGCAGAGGCAUGCCUCUGGAGACACUCACUGCUCCAGACAGCCAGGGCCUUGGAAGGUCCACACACAGAUUGACUAUAUCCAUUGUUUGGUGCCUGACCUACAGGCCAUAACUGCACUUCCUUGCUAUUGGGGGGUGAUGGACCGGUACCAAGCAGAAGCACUGCUGGACGGACGGCCAGAAGGCACCUUUCUGCUACGUGACUCUGCACAGGAGGACUACUUGUUCUCCGUUAGUUUUCGACGCUACAAUCGGUCGCUGCACGCACGCAUUGAGCAAUGGAAUCACAACUUUAGUUUUGAUGCGCAUGACCCCUGUGUCUUCCACUCUUCCACAGUAACAGGCCUGCUGGAGCACUAUAAAGACCCCAGUGCCUGUAUGUUCUUUGAGCCCCUGCUCACUGCUCCCUUACACCGGACUUUCCCUUUCAGCCUUCAGCACCUGGCGCGAGCCGCCAUCUGCAGACGCACCACCUACGAUGGCAUUGGUGCCUUGCCACUGCCUCCAACCAUGCAGGACUUCCUCAAGGAGUAUCACUACAAACAGAAAGUCCGUGUGCGCUGGCUAGAGAGAGAGCCACCACUCAAGGUCAAAUGAGGUCUGGCUCUGUGCCGAGAGAGGCAGGAGUGUGGGCAAGAGCUUUGCUGCCAGAGGAGUGUGUGUCUCAUAUUAUCAAUUAUACAGCUGGCUUUAGACAUAAGGCAAAAGAGGAUGUUUUGAACUUCCGGCAUGUAAUACUACAUGUGGAAUCCAUACAUAUGUUUCAAUGCAGUACAUUCUGUCAAGCUAGCUUAUGUGCUGAAGUGUUGAGCAUGCUGGGAAUGAGAUGGUCUUAUUCUCUCUGCUCUUUUUUUUCUAUGACCUUAUAUCCAGUGAAUCUUCACUAGCUUGCCGCAUGCCUCCUGCAUUCUAUCUCCUAGUGUUUUACACUAUUUUGAGCAGUAAAACUGAGUGUUGUUACAUUAAUUGUCCUCACUUGUGAGGCAAAUGGAUGAAAUCUAUAUUAGCUUAGUCCAGUGAUUAAAAUAUAUUCAUCAAAUAACCUUGGAACUCUUGAUACCUGAAUAUCUGCUACUCUCUAAAACAUAAUGUCAAAUAUCUAGACACGUUAACUGUAUGACUAUUUGCUAAAUCAUGGCUAAUUUAUCAGCAAUACCUUCAAGAUACUUUACAGCACCCUCCUACAAGUGUGAAGUUCCCCUAGUCGGCACUUGUUAAGCCUUGUGUACAUGGACAGGAUCACAGUUAUACAUACACCUCCCAGCACUAAGCAUGUUUUAUAUUUAAAAUCGAGGCAGACGGAAGUGAAAUGCAUGAAUUAAUUGCGUGAGGAGGAAGGAGCUACUAUAUGCAAAAAGCUACUUUUUCCUUUUACCCAGUGGCCUGAGAGUGGGCACACAGGCACAGUGCACCAUGUGCUAUAUAAAAGAAAGGACGGAUUUAAAACUGGGCCCUCACGUAGUGUCAUAUCCCGACAUAAUUCUUGUUUUACAUCUAUUUUACUAUUUUCUAUUUUUAUCAGUGACAGUCUAAAAUGACAUAGGGCACUUUAAUUGUUGUUUGUGUACCGCACAAUUACUUAUAGACUCAAGUACAUACAUAUAAACAGAUUGUAUUGUUUGUGUGGUUUUUUUUUUUUUUUUUAUGGACCUUAUUCAUAGGAUGUCAGUUUAUCCCCCAUAUUCUCAGCAUAAGUCACCCUAAGUUUUUGUUAGAAUCAAGUAUCUCUUACCUUGCCUGUGCAUAUGGUAUUUGCUCGAUGCUAUAUUUUAGCCAACAUGGUUAUAUAUGCAACAACCAGAAGUGGGCAGAGAAAGUCCUCUGUAAAACUUGUAUAGAUACCUAUUUUCACUUUAGAUAUUGUUGGAACACAGAUGCCAUCACUGCGUAUAUAUUUUGUGUUUAUUGGAUUGAUGUCCAGUUCUGUUAUAAAGUGUGAUUGGUUUCACUUGAUAAUGUUGCACUUUUAUUCAUUAUGAAGCAUGCAGCUAUGCUUCCCUUGUCAUAAUUGUGUGCACUAGUGAUUGAGAUUCCCUGAACACUGUAAAAAAAAAUAUAGAUAUAAAGCUCUAUACUUUUGAUGUUAUUGGCUUUACACAAAAAUUAAGGCCAACAAAAUAAUGCUCAUAUGUUUAAUAUCAGAUUUUUAGCAUUGUAAUGGUGGACUCUUAAGUUCCAGGCAGAUGUUAGACCAUGUGUAAUAUGUAAAACUGUUACAAUUUGCAGUAUUUGGGUGUUGGAUGAUCAGUGACCAAAGGUUUGCAUCUCUAGGUUGUUAUUGUGAAUGAGAAAUCUUCCACCAUGCCUCUUGAUUAUUUAUUUGAGCUCAAUGGCUUAAUUAUAGUGUCCAGUUUUCUGGCAGAGUAGCACCAAUUUUGAAGCCAUUUAUUUGAACUGCAAUUAAAUCCGCAAUUCAACUCUUUAAGAACAUGCCUCGGUUGUCGCUGAAAGGAAGUCAUUUUGUUAAUUUUAACAUUUUUACUCUAUUUUUCCACUUGAAUGACCUGAAUGAAUACUCAAAACAACCAUCUUAAAAUUUCUUCCACCCUGCACACUGUAUGCUCUGUAUACAGGCUCAUAUUAUGUCAACUGUGUAGCUGUACAUGUCAGAUGAUGUCAUCUGCUUUCAAGCCUUUAGCUUUGAGAAUAAUAUACCUUUCAUUGAAUUUACAGACAGAAUAUGAGCACUUGGCCACAGCUAGCAGUUUCGCAGCUGCUCCCCGAGCCAGUCCUACUGAAGAAAAGCCAUCUAAAAUCAGCCUAAGCAGGUUUGUUGGUUUUAGUUGGUUUCCCAGGUUUUAGAAGGGUUUUAGGCACUUUUCUGCUGGUCAGGCUGGGAGACCAGAUCGACCAAUUGAAGACCAGCUUUGCCAGGCUGUGACAUUAACUUAAACCAGCUAAAACCAGCAAACCAGCUUAGGCUGGUUAAAGCAGGUUUUUAUUUAAAAAAAAAAAAAAAAAAAAAAUGCAUUACAUUUGACAACUAUUAUGUGUAGACCAGUUUUUGCAGUCAGUGUUUAAAUAAAAGUACCAUGGUGUUACCAUGUUUGUUAGGAUAUAGUAACACGGUAAUGCCAUUGUAUUUGGAUACAUACCUUCGUAGUGCCAUGUUUUUUAGGACAUGUACCAUGGUAAUUCUGUGGUAUUCUUUGAAGUACUAAGGAAUAACAUGGUAUAUGGAAAAGUACCAUGGUGUUAUCUUCUGAUGACAUCACUGUAACCAGGCACCACGACAGUACGUUUUGUGAAGAAACACAUAUAAUGCUAAUCCGAGGAAAUUUUUCAAACAUUAAAUAUAUUCAAACAAGGCUCAACGAUGCUGAAGAUGUUCAGCAGACAUUCACGAUGCUCUUUCCCAUUUCAGGAAUGAGCUCAGAUGAUGUAAACAGCUGCAUUUAUGACAGAAAGCAUAAUUUUCAAGGGUGUUGGUUUGAGGGCUGUUAAAUGCUUAGUGACAGCCUGUUCCUCACCAAAUCCUUUGGAUUUUUUAAAACACCGUGGCUCAUGCAGUCAUUUGGGACUUUCUAUGCCACUGCACAGUGAGUGAGUCUCUCCUGGCAGAGUUACACCCUGCCCUGCCUUACAGGCACUAAUCACAGGCUAAAUUUAAUAUGCUAGCCUCUAAAUUUAACACCUGCUAAAAGGACCACUCUGUGUUUCUUGAUGGGUGCUGUGAAAAUAGAAAAGAGAGGGACUUUUUGCUCUAAUUUUCCUCUUCCUUCCCAGUCUGACCACAUCCUCAGCAUCACCCUUUUUCUUGGAUAUGUAGCGCUGAAAGCAGAGAGCACGUUGUUUGUCUAGUCUGGAUGCUCUGCUAAAGUUAGCAUUAGCAAGUGGCUAACACACACAGUGCUCCAUUGAGCAACAUUGAGUGCUGCGAGGAAUGAGGCUGUAUGAAACCUCAGUCGUUAUUUAGUUAAUAGUUUAGAGAAAGUAUUAUGAGGGAAGCAUAACACACCAAACUAAUCCAACACAGUGUUCUUCUGCAACUCAGGCCUGGUUUACUGCCUUUAAAAUAGUUACUGCAGAAGUCAACAAAGAUUACAGUGAGGAGUCUUGUUUUGAGACUUCUGUGAGCUGUGUCUUGUGCUUAUGGCCUGGGGAUGCUUUGUCUUUGUUUUCAUGGUUAACAACUAAAUAAUUCUGAAACCGCUUCUCUAUACAGAGGAGUCUGAUGUUCUUUCUGCCCUUUUUUCCCCAUGGGAAAUCUAUGUCAGCCACUGUAGCACAUACUGACCAUAUGACCAUGUCAAGUAUAGAACCUGCUUGCAAACUAGCCAGUGAAAAAAAAAAAAAAAAAAAAGGCACACAUACUCAAAUGUACCCAUAAUUGUUAAAUGUUUAGGUGUACAAGUAAAUUAUAGAAUGAACUUUAUUCUACAGAGUGUGGCAGGGCAGCAAUUGAUCUUGAACUUACUAAUCCUUCUGUUUAGAUCAUAAUUCUUUUAGCUCUCCUUUAGUGCCAACGUGUAAAGCUCUGAGGCCUCAUUUAUGAAAUGUGUAUGAUCAUCCUAAAUGUGAAAGCAUGAUCAUUACUGAUGAUUAAAAAAUAGUGAAAAUAAGAAAAUGAUAACGAAAAAAACUUUCUUUUUUGUGGUCAUUUAUUUAUUCAUUUAUUCAAUUGUUCACUUUGCAAUUGUAUCAUUAAACAAAAGUCUUUAGAAAAUUAAGUCAGCAGUAAGGUCAUUAUACAUGCUUUUUACUUGUACAUACAAGAAUAUUGCCAUGACAGUUUCAGCCUUCAUAGAUCUCAAUUUGUUCCUACGCAGUAUCAAAUCCAUGGACUUCAGGAUUAAAUAUGAAUUUAGGAUUAAAUCUGGACUUAAAUCUGGUUUUAUAAAUGAGCCCUCUGAUCUUUGCAACUUUGGUGCCAAAAUUUGUUGCAAAAGGAGUUGAAUAAUAGUUUUAUGCAAGCAGAGUAGCACUUAAUGAAUUAUUUUUACAUAAAUUGUAUCUCUAAUACACAAUGAGUGUGAUGUAACCAUUGUUGCAAUCUAAUGUCACUUUAAUGCUAUACGUGCACGCUUGUAGCAGUAUGUGUGUGGGUGCUGUGGUGACAGGGCUUGACGAUGAUGGGGGCUAAUGGUUGUCAUUCUGCCUCCUCGACCGCCUUAUACAUUCUGACCAAUCACAACAGCCUUCUCAGCUGCCACAGACUAACCAGUCUCUAAUCAUACAGUAUCACCAAAUAUUGUUCUCCGUUUCCUUCGAUCUUCUUUUCUCAUUUUGUUAACAAAUAUCUGGAUGGAAGAGGUGUUUUUAGAAAACAAGAUGUUCGCAUUAUAUUUUUUUGUGUUUUUUUUCUCCUCUCCACCUCUGAAUAUUUUCUUGGACUCUAUUGUUUUAUUCUUUGCAUAACCUGUUCAUUGUUGCAGCCAAUGCCCUUGUAGAUGUCACUCUUGGUGCUUUGUGAAUGCUUCAUUGUCUUAAUAUUAUUAAUAAAAUAUUGAGUGUAUUCCAUGCAGUAAAUAGAUAUGAUCACAAA
Messenger RNA from Ctenopharyngodon idella (grass carp), 6957 nucleotides. It is a transcript of the gene socs5b, whose product is annotated as suppressor of cytokine signaling 5b. Gene Ontology annotation, cellular component: phosphatidylinositol 3-kinase complex. Gene Ontology annotation, molecular function: 1-phosphatidylinositol-3-kinase regulator activity. Gene Ontology annotation, biological process: phosphatidylinositol phosphate biosynthetic process; cell surface receptor signaling pathway via JAK-STAT; positive regulation of proteasomal ubiquitin-dependent protein catabolic process. The coding region runs from base 378 to 2069 and encodes 563 amino acids. The transcript is spliced from 2 exons. The record is from RefSeq and is a predicted model, not a curated record. Lineage: Eukaryota; Metazoa; Chordata; Actinopteri; Cypriniformes; Xenocyprididae.